AUGGCAGCGAGCGAGCCGCAACGGAUUGCCUUAAUCGGCGUAGGAACCAUUGGGAUGUCCAUGGCUGCUCUUCACCUGGCGAGGGAAAACACGAUUGUGAGUGUGUUCGACACCAGACCAGAUCUGGAACAAUAUCUCCUGAAGACUUUGCCAAAUUACUUGAGCGAAGAAUUGCCUUCAGCAUCUUCAGUCACCUCUCUAAUCUCCUCGGGUCGGCUGCAUAUCCAUACGUCACUAGAAUCAGCUUGCGCAUCAGCCACCAUCAUCCAGGAACAAGGCCCAGAGAACCUCUCAUUCAAGAAGUCUCUCUGGGCCCAGGUUGAAUCCAUGGCGCCUCCGUCUGCCCAUCUGUGGACCAGCACGUCUGGCAUUGCUGCAUCCGCUCAGCAGAGUGAGAUGCGGGACAAAACCCGCCUUCUCGUGGUGCAUCCUUUCAACCCACCGCAUAUCAUGCCUCUUCUGGAGAUCGUCCCUUCUCCGGAUACUGCGCCGGAGAGAGUGGAGUUUGCUAGGCAGUAUUUCUCCAGGCCUGGAUCGCGACACAGACCGGUUAUAAUCAAGAAGGAAAUCCCUGGCUUUGUGGGUAACCGAUUGGCAUUUGCAUUGCUGAGGGAGGCGUGUUAUCUGGUGCAGGAGGAUGUGGUGACGGCCAAGGAUUUGGAUACGAUCCUAAUGGCGAGUCUCGGUCCGCGGUGGGCAGGGAAUGGCGUGUUUGAGAGCUAUCAACAGGGAGGGGGUGAGGGAGGAAUUAGUGCCUUCUUGGACAAAUUGGGAGGGACCAUGCAAGAGGUAUGGGAUGGGCUGGGGAAGGUCGAUGUGCUGGGGGGCACGGAAACAGGAUGGAAGGAGAAAGUGAUAUCACAGACUGAUGGGGCAUAUGGAACAUUUACGGCUGAGAUGAUCAAGGAGAAGGAAAAGAGACUAGAGGACCUGGUUAGAGUGCAAGAGAAGAAGUAUGACAUUCCGGAGUUAGAGUAG
Messenger RNA from Aspergillus clavatus NRRL 1, 978 nucleotides. Its product is annotated as putative 3-hydroxyacyl-CoA dehydrogenase, NAD binding domain. Bases 1 to 978 code for a protein of 325 amino acids. The record is from RefSeq and is a predicted model, not a curated record. Gene Ontology annotation, molecular function: oxidoreductase activity, acting on the CH-OH group of donors, NAD or NADP as acceptor; NAD+ binding. The transcript has a single exon. Lineage: Eukaryota; Fungi; Ascomycota; Eurotiomycetes; Eurotiales; Aspergillaceae. Gene Ontology annotation, biological process: fatty acid metabolic process.